GCCCAGAUGAAAGCCAGGCUUAUCGCAGAGACCCGACGGAGGUUCGAAGCUGAGUAUUUGACAGAUAAGUUAGAUAAAUAUGAUCCACGUGACAUUGAAAAACUACAGCAAGAUGAUAACUGGGUUGAAAGUUACUUAUGUUGGCGACAUAACGUCAUAGAGGAGACGCUGAAGAUGCUUGAUGAGAGUUUUCAGUGGAGGAAAGAAUUUACUGUCAAUGACCUGAAUGAAUCUUCCAUUCCCAGAAGGUUAUUGGAAAUUGGUGGGAUUUAUCUGCACGGUUAUGACAAAGAAGGGAACAAACUGUUAUGGAUCAGAGUGAAGUAUCAUGUAAAAGACAACAAAACCGCAUUGGACAAAAAGAAGCUUAUAGCAUUUUGGUUGGAACGUUAUGCUAAAAGAGAAAACGGGAAACCAAUUACAGUGAUGUUUGACCUGUCAGAAACUGGAAUAAAUAACAUAGACAUGGACUUUGUACGCUUUAUCAUCAACUGCUUUAAGGUUUAUUAUCCUAAAUACCUCUCAAAAUUGGUCAUCUUUGAUAUGCCUUGGAUAAUGAAUGCGGCCUUCAAACUUGUGAAAACGUGGCUUGGUCCAGAAGCAAUGAGUUUGUUGAAGUUCACAAGUAAAAAUGAAAUCCAGGAGUAUGUCAGUGUAGAAUACCUGCCUCCCCACAUGGGUGGAACUGAUCCUUUCAAGUAUAGCUAUCCACCACUAGUAGAUGAUGACUUCCAGACACCAUUGUGUGAAAAUGGGCCGAUUACCAGUGAGGAUGAAACUUCAAGUAAAGAAGAUAUAGAAAGUGACGGUAAAGAAACCUUGGAAACAAUUUCUAAUGAAGAACAGACAGCUCCUGUGAAAAAGGUUAACCCAGCAGAACCAAAUUCCAAAGCAGAAGAGAAUGAAAAAGUUGACUCCAAGAUGAAAGUCUUCAAGAAACCACUGAGUGUGUUUAAAGGGCCCUUACUACAUAUCAGCCCAGCAGAGGAACUGUAUUUUGGAACUGCAGAAUCUGGAGAGAAGAAAACUUUAAUAGUGUUGACAAACGUAACUAAAAAUAUAGUGGCAUUUAAGGUGAGAACAACCGCUCCAGAAAAAUACAGAGUCAAGCCAAGCAACAGCAGUUGUGAACCUGGCGCAUCCGUUGAUAUAGUUGUGUCUCCCCAUGGGGGUUUAACAGUCUCUGCACAGGACCGUUUUCUGAUAAUGGCUGCAGAAAUGGAGCAGUCAUCUGGCACAGGCCCAGCCGAGUUGACACAGUUCUGGAAAGAAGUUCCCAAGACCAAAGUGAUGGAGCAUAGGUUGAGAUGCCAUACUAUUGAAAGCAGUAAGCCAACCACUCUUACAUUAAAAGACGGUCCUUUUAACAUGUCAGAUAAAACCAGUGAAGAUAUAUGUCUGCAGCUCAAUCGUUUACUAGAAAGCAAUAGGAAGCUUCAAGACCAAGUCCAGCGUUGUAUCUGGUUCCAGCAGCUGCUGCUUUCCCUAAUGAUACUCUCGCUUGCUUUUGUUAUUUCUUUCUUCUACUUGUACAGUUAGAGGAGUGGCACCCAGUAGGCAACGUGGCUCAUUCAUCUGUUAGUUGGAACAAGUAACUGACUCACAGCUUCUCCACCAAGCCAGAAAGCGCUAGCGGUGAGCACAUCUGUGCUUUCUAGAAGGAAAUGUGCAACAUCUGGAGAGAGGGGGCUAGAUACAUGUCUUAAAAAUAAACUGCUAGAAUAAAG
This is a messenger RNA of Orycteropus afer afer, 1727 nucleotides long. It is a transcript of the gene MOSPD2, whose product is annotated as motile sperm domain containing 2. The record is from RefSeq and is a predicted model, not a curated record. Lineage: Eukaryota; Metazoa; Chordata; Mammalia; Tubulidentata; Orycteropodidae.